AUGCACAGCCAGUCCGGGAAGCGCGCACAGUCUGCUCAGCCUGCCCAUCAGACCUCUACCCCACAGUCUGGUGUCAGGCAAUCUCCCUCCAAUCUGCACUCAAUCUUGGAGGAUCUUGCGACCGUGGGUAUAUGUCAGGACCGGCAUCAAGCUUUCAAUCUCGAUCCGGCCAAUCAACCAAUUGGGGGAGGCAUCUCAUACCGUAGAUCUGUGCCACCGGCUUACUCCCCUGGCCGAACUUCGCAAAAGGACAGACCUGACUCUACCGUGCGUUCGCCGAUGCCUCACAUGACCCCCCAAGAAGAUGCUAUGUCGCAAUCAACUCCGAGUGUGGAUGAGAUGAUGGAUGUGGAUGAUUGGAAGCAGUUCCAGUCGAGGGGAAGCGGAGAGGACAGGGGGAGCCUUGCGCAUAGAGGUUCAUAUGAAGAUGCUGAUGAAGCUGGUCAGUUGAAGGGGGAGAUUCUGGAUGACGACUCGGACCGAGGUGACAUGUUCGUAGUAAAUCGCGAUCGCACAGGUAGCCCGCCUCUGUCCAAUGACGAGUCAGAGGAGACUGAUGAAUUGGACAAUACUGACGAGGAAUUGGAGGAGACAAUCCACCAGCCGCGGAGCUAUACACCUGUGUCAGAUGUCGAGGAGGACAUCGAGGAGGAGGGCAAGGAGGAGGACAAGAAUGAGGAUGAGGACAAUGAUGAGGAUGAGGACAAUGGCGAGGACGAGGACGAUGAUGAGGACGAGGAUGAACGAAGUGUUCCUGUCCAGCCCUCACCUGUCUUUCAGAGCCGCCCAUCUCACGGAGUCAUACGCAGGCCGAAAGGAUGUGCAUCUGCUGCUAAAGUGGAUGCCCCUUGA
Messenger RNA from Sparassis crispa, 852 nucleotides. RefSeq lists its product as hypothetical. The transcript is spliced from 2 exons. NCBI's taxonomy places the organism in Eukaryota, Fungi, Basidiomycota, Agaricomycetes, Polyporales, Sparassidaceae. The record is from RefSeq and is a predicted model, not a curated record. Bases 1 to 852 code for a protein of 283 amino acids.